AUGGAAAAACCAUAUAAAAACGUAGUGAAUUUGGACAUAGUGAUAAAUGAAAUUCAGGAAAGGAAAAAUCGUAGUCUUAAUCUUAUUGUGUUUGGAAUACCUGAAUCUACAGAAAAUUCACCAGAAGACGGAAAAAGUCUUCAUAAAGACCAGCUUUCUAAAACUAUUACGUCACUGGCAACUCCAGAACCGGAAAUUCUCACUGUCAUCCGUUUGAGUAAACCUGUAUCGAAAAUUGAAAAGCCGCGUCCAAUCGAGGUAGUCCUGGCCAAUAAAUAUAAUGCUAUAAAUGUUCUGAAAAAUAAAGGUAAGCUGCCAAACUCUGUUAAGGUAAAGGCUGACAUGACACCAUAUCAAAGAGAUCAACUUAGGAGACUUCGUGAAGAACUAGCGGCUAGAACAAAAAAGGUGAGCAAAAUCUUACGAUCAAAUAUAUCGAUAAUAUACCAAAGAUUAUAA
Messenger RNA from Parnassius apollo (apollo), 459 nucleotides. NCBI's taxonomy places the organism in Eukaryota, Metazoa, Arthropoda, Insecta, Lepidoptera, Papilionidae. The record is from the annotation of a GenBank genome assembly.